UGUGGUCUCCACACUCUCUUCUCCCCCUAUUGCUUUACCUUCGCAGCUAUAAACUGAACACCUCUCUCUCUCUCUCUCUCUCACUUUCUCUCUCUAAAAUCACAGUUCGAUUUCGGAAGAAACAGUUUGUGGAAUUGAAGCUCAAAAGAUGGGAACGUUGGGAAGAGCAAUCUACACCGUCGGAUUCUGGAUCCGCGAAACCGGCCAAGCCCUUGAUCGUCUCGGCUGCCGCUUCCAAGGCAACUACUACUUCCAAGAACAGCUGUCAAGGCAUCGGACACUCAUGAACAUAUUUGAUAAAGCUCCUGUUGUUGAUAAGGAUGCAUUUGUGGCUCCUAGUGCUUCUAUCAUUGGGGAUGUUUUGGUGGGACGAGGUUCUUCUAUUUGGUAUGGAUGUGUUUUGAGAGGUGAUGUUAACAGCAUCAGUAUCGGAUCUGGAACAAAUAUACAAGACAAUUCUCUUGUUCAUGUAGCCAAAUCUAAUCUAGCUGGGAAGGUUUUGCCAACUAUUAUUGGUGACAAUGUUACUGUGGGUCAUAGUGCCGUUUUGCAUGGAUGCACUGUUGAGGAUGAGGCAUUUGUUGGUAUGGGAGCAACCUUGCUUGAUGGGGUUUUUGUUGAGAAACAUGCUAUGGUUGCUGCUGGAGCCCUUGUGAGGCAGAAUACCAGGAUCCCCUGCGGAGAGGUGUGGGGAGGCAAUCCAGCAAAGUUCCUGAGGAAGCUCACAGAAGAAGAGUUGGCCUUCAUCUCCCAGUCAGCCACAAAUUAUACCAACUUAGCUCAGGUUCAUGCAGCUGAAAAUGCCAAGAGUUUUGAUGAGAUCGAGUUCGAGAAGGUGCUCCGCAAGAAGUUUGCGCGGCGAGAUGAGGACUACGAUUCAAUGCUGGGUGUUGUCCGUGAAACACCUCCGGAGCUUAUACUUCCUGAUAAUGUCCUACGAGAUAAAGCACCAAAGGCUUCUUAAAGGGAGAGUUUCCAUGUUAGGUAUUUCCUCUUCGGAUCUGAUGAUAAUGGAUAUUUGUUGCUAUGUUUUGAUUUAUGGAGAACGGCUGCUAUCCGUUUCUAAUAAUAUAUGGGGGGGCCAGGACAAAAUAUAAAAGAUCUAAUUAUUGUAUGCAUUUCUGGCAUAUGGCUUGGCUCCUCUUUCGUUGUCAGACACUUCCAUCUCGUUUCUUGAGGUAAUUUUAUGUUAAGAGUAGAACACAUAUUUGCAUGUUUUAGUCAUCCAGAAAGGUCUAAUAGAUCUGUACUACAGCUCAAGUGCUUUGAUAUGUAUGACCAGAAAUAAGAAUGUGAAAUCAGAGUUUUUUCGGAGCA
Molecule: messenger RNA, 1317 nt
Organism: Cornus florida
Lineage: Eukaryota; Viridiplantae; Streptophyta; Magnoliopsida; Cornales; Cornaceae
Product: gamma carbonic anhydrase 1, mitochondrial
Exons: 5
Coding region: 149-964 (271 amino acids)
Source: RefSeq, a predicted model, not a curated record